AUGCAUCCCUUCUACAGUCGGGCCGCCACCAUGAUAGGCGAGAUCGCCGCCGCUGUGUCCUUCAUCUCUAAGUUCCUCCGCACCAAGGGGCUCACGAGCGAGCGACAACUGCAGACCUUCAGUCAGAGCCUGCAGGAGCUGCUGGCAGAACAUUAUAAACAUCACUGGUUCCCAGAGAAGCCCUGCAAGGGAUCAGGUUACCGUUGUAUUCGCAUCAACCAUAAAAUGGAUCCUCUGAUUGGACAGGCAGCGCAGCGGAUUGGACUGAGCAGUCAGGAGCUGUUCAGGCUUCUCCCAAGUGAACUCACGCUCUGGGUUGACCCGUACGAAGUGUCCUACAGAAUUGGCGAGGAUGGCUCCAUCUGUGUGCUGUACGAAGCCUCACCAGCAGGAGGUAGCACCCAAAACAGCACCAACGUGCAAAUGGUAGACAGCAGAAUCAGCUGUAAGGAGGAACUUCUCUUGGGCAGAACAAGCCCUUCCAAAAACUACAAUAUGAUGACUGUAUCAGGUUAAGAUAUAGUCUAUGGAUGGAUCAUCUUAUAAUGGAUGGAUAAAUUUGAUUUUUGCUUUGGGUGGGCUCCCCU
Capra hircus (goat) is the source of this 587-nucleotide messenger RNA. It is a transcript of the gene BTG1, whose product is annotated as BTG anti-proliferation factor 1. NCBI's taxonomy places the organism in Eukaryota, Metazoa, Chordata, Mammalia, Artiodactyla, Bovidae. Gene Ontology annotation, cellular component: nucleus; cytoplasm. The record is from RefSeq and is marked provisional. Gene Ontology annotation, biological process: negative regulation of mitotic cell cycle; negative regulation of cell population proliferation.